UUUCGAUUCACAGAUUAACAAACUCCCCAAUUCUCGACCUCGACCUAGGAAAAGGAAUAAAACAAGUAAGUACCGGGGAAAACUAGGUGAGGAGAAACAUGUCUGUCAAACGGCAGAAGGUGUCGCACGAGUUCGGCAGUCUCCAGGACUCCGACUCUGGCCCAAGUCAAAUCACCAAAGACCAAUCUCCACCAACCUCGGAAUCAGCCACCGUCGAUGGGACCCCGAGGCAAGAGCCUGUUGAGGCUGCGCCGGAAAAGACAUUCAAAGACCUGGGUAUCGUCGACGCCCUCUGCGACGCCUGCUCCAACCUGGGUUACAAGCACCCGACCCCGAUCCAGAGGGAAUCCCUGCCGGUCGCGCUCCAGGGCCGCGACAUAAUCGGGCUCGCCGAGACGGGCUCUGGCAAGACCGCCGCCUUCGCCCUGCCCAUCCUGCAAGCACUGCUCGAAAAGCCGCAGCCGCUCUUCGGCCUCGUCCUCGCCCCGACCCGCGAGCUUGCCGCUCAGAUCGCCCAGUCAUUCGAGGCCCUCGGGGCGUCCAUCUCGCUCCGCUGCGCCCUGAUCGUGGGCGGCCUCGACAUGGUCCCGCAGGCGAUCGCCCUGGGCAAGAAGCCGCACGUCGUUGUUGCCACUCCUGGUCGUCUGCUCGAUCACCUGGAAAAGACAAAGGGGUUCUCGCUGCAGAGGCUGAAGUACCUGGUUCUGGACGAGGCCGACAGGAUGUUGGACCUCGACUUCUCGGCGAUUCUGGACAAGAUUCUCAAGUUCAUCCCCAGGGAGCGGAGGACAUACCUAUUCAGCGCCACCAUGUCCAGCAAGGUAGAAAGCCUGCAACGGGCGAGUCUGAAGGACCCGGUGCGAGUCAGCGUCAGCUCGAACAAGUACCAGACCGUCGCCACCCUGCAGCAGAACUACCUGUUCGUCCCCCACAUGCACAAGGACAGCUAUCUCAUCUACCUCGUCAACGAGUUCGUCGGCAAGUCAACCAUCAUCUUCACAAGGCAAGUCCACGAGACGCAACGGCUCUCCAUCCUCCUGCGCUCGCUCGGCUUCGGCGCCAUCCCCCUGCACGGCCAGCUCUCGCAGUCGUCGCGCCUGGGCGCCCUGAACAAGUUCCGCGCCGGCACGCGCGACAUCCUGGUGGCGACCGACGUGGCGGCGCGCGGCCUCGACAUCCCCAAGGUCGACAUCGUAAUCAACCACGACCUGCCGCAGGACAGCAAGACGUACGUACACCGCGUGGGGCGGACGGCGCGCGCGGGCAAGUCGGGCCGCGCCCUCAGCCUCGUGACGCAGUACGACCUCGAGAUCUGGCUGCGCAUCGAGGCCGCCCUGGGGAAGAAGCUGGACGAGUACCCCGUCGAGAAGGACGAGGUCAUGGUCUUCAAGCCGCGCGUCGAGGAGGCGCAGCGCCACGCCCGCACCGAGAUGAAGGCCCUGGUGGACGACCGGGGCAACAGGGGGGCCAUUUUGAAGGGCCGCAGGAUGGGCAAGGGCGAUGGGAAGAGGGAUGGUGGGAAGAGGAGGCGCGAUGAUAUGGAUGCCGAGGAGGGAUGAUGACGUUGAUUUGUUUGUCUACCUAGGUACCUGCUAUAGGUGAGGAAUGUGGAUGUGAUUAAAAAAAGAAAAAGCCAAAAAAAAAGGAAGCGCAUGUGGAAGGACAAACUGAUGGCUUAUGCUACCCCCCUUAACUACCAACGCUAAAGCGCGAUGCAAAUGUGUAGAAUGCAAAUCAAAAGCUCCAUGCACGCAAACAA
This is a messenger RNA of Phialemonium atrogriseum, 1759 nucleotides long. RefSeq names its product P-loop containing nucleoside triphosphate hydrolase protein. The coding region runs from base 99 to 1559 and encodes 486 amino acids. The record is from RefSeq and is a predicted model, not a curated record. Lineage: Eukaryota; Fungi; Ascomycota; Sordariomycetes; Cephalothecales; Cephalothecaceae. The transcript has 2 exons. Gene Ontology annotation, molecular function: nucleic acid binding; RNA helicase activity; ATP binding.